UGCGCCGCUCGGGCCGCCCCCGGGGGAGCGUCUGAGGAGGCCGGCAGCAGCAUCAGCAUCAGCGGCAGCGGCAGCGGCGGGCUGCGGACGCUCCGUUCGGGUCCGGGGAGCCGCUCAUCCCCGACCGAUGUCCUCAAGAUGGAGGCGGCGGGGGCGACGGCGUGAGGAGCGCGGCGCGGAGAGCGCGGGAUCAGGCCGGCGGGCGGCAGCGGCGGCGGGAUGGGGCUGCUGCUCAUGAUCCUGGCGUCGGCCGUGCUGGGCUCCUUCCUCACGCUGCUCACACAGUUCCUGCUGCUCUACCGCAGACAGCCCGAGCCGCGGGCGGACGAGGCGGCCCGCGCGGGCGACGGCUUCCGCUACCUUAAGCCGGUGCCGGGCCUGCCCCUCCGGGAGUACCUCUAUGGCGGCGGCGAGGAGCCCGCGGCAGGGUCCUCCGAGUCCGGCCCGACCCCCGACAGCCCGGCCCCGCCGACGCGGGAGACCUGCUACUUCCUCAACGCCACCAUCCUGUUCCUGUUCCGGGAGCUGCGGGACACGGCGCUCGCCCGCCGCUGGGUCACCAAGAAGAUCAAGGUGGAGUUCGAGGAGCUGCUGCAGACCAAGACGGCCGGCCGCCUGCUGGAGGGGCUGAGUCUGCGCGACGUGUUCCUGGGCGACACGGUGCCCUUCAUCAAGACCAUCCGGCUGGUGCGUCCCGUGGUGGCCUCGGGCACCGGCGAGCCCGACGGCCCCGACGUGGACGCGCUGCCCGCCACCUGCCCCGAGGAGCUGGCCUUUGAGGCGGAGGUGGAGUACAACGGCGGCUUCCACCUGGCCAUCGACGUGGACCUGGUGUUCGGCAAGUCCGCCUACCUGUUCGUCAAGCUGUCGCGCGUGGUGGGGAGGCUGCGCUUCGUCCUCACCCGCGUGCCCUUCACCCACUGGUUCUUCUCCUUCGUGGAGGACCCGCUGAUCGACUUCGAGGUGCGCUCCCAGUUCGAGGGCCGGCCCAUGCCCCAGCUCACCUCCAUCAUCGUCAACCAGCUCAAGAAGGUCAUCAAGCGCAAGCACACCCUGCCCAGUUACAAGAUCAGGUUUAAGCCGUUCUUUCCAUACCAAGCCUUGCAAGGAUUUGAAGAUGAUGAAGAGCUUAUCCAUAUUCAGCAGUGGGCGCUUACUGAAGGCCGGCUCAAAGUCACACUGUUAGAGUGUAGCAGGUUACUCAUUUUUGGGUCCUAUGACAGAGAAGCAAACGUUCAUUGCACACUGGAGCUGAGCAGUGCUGUUUGGGAAGAGAAACAGAGGAGCUCUAUUAAGACGGUUGAAUUAAUAAAAGGGAAUUUACAAAGUGUUGGACUUACACUUCGUCUUGUUCAGUCAACUGAUGGGUAUGCUGGACAUGUCAUCAUUGAAACCGUGGCCCCAAACUCACCUGCUGCCAUUGCAGAUCUGCAGCGAGGAGACCGGCUCAUUGCUAUUGGAGGUGUGAAAAUCACAUCGACACUGCAAGUGUUAAAGCUCAUCAAGCAGGCUGGGGACCGAGUCCUGGUGUACUACCAGAGGCCUGUCGGCCAGAGCGGCCAAGGGCCCGUGCUGCAAGACAGUGUGGGCCAGCUGGAGGAAAGCUUUCUGCCAAGCUCCUGCCAGCCAGGUUAUGAAGAGGAAGCUGCUGGGCUGCCAGUGGACACUGAAAAUAGAGACCUUGAUUCUGAGUUUGAAGACCUGGCAAGUGAUGUCAGAGCACAGACAGAGCUCAAAGAGGACACACAACCGUUAAGUCACAGUCCCAAACGCACUCCAUCAACACUUCCUAUUAAACCCCUUGGCCCUAUAUCCCCAGUUUUAAAUCGUAAAUUAGUUUCAGGAAUCCACCCACCACCACAAAAACUUCCAUCCAAAGAAGGAAAUAAACCGUCAACUCUAAAAACAUCAGAGGCCAUAGAAGCAGCCCAAGUGUCCAAGCCCCAAGGACCCACUUUCAAACCACCUGUGCCACCACGCCCACAGGUGAGAGUGCCUCUGCCUACCACUGAUGCCCCAGCUCAGGCCGACCCAGAUGCUGUGGAAAAGCUAGACAAAGUGCUGCUCGCUCCUCCUCCUGCGGAGAAGCCAGUGAAGAGUGGGGAUCAUGGAGAAGACGUGGCAGCAGGAAAGCAGUCAUCAGCAAAGCCAGAAGUGCUGAAAGAUCUUUCUUCAGAAAGUUCUGGUCCAGCUAAGGAUACUUCAGAUGACCAUCAGAUGUGGGAGUCAUCAGAGGUUCUUUAUCGUAAUAAGGUAGGAAAGUGGUCAAGAAGCAGAGCGUCCUGCGUGUUUGACGUAGAGGCCAGCCAAAGGUACCUGAACGUCGCGCUGUGGUGCAGGGAUCCUUUCAAGUUAGGAGGCCUCAUCUGUUUGGGGCAUGUUAGUUUAAAACUUGAGGAAGUGGCGUUAGGGUGCCUAGCUACAUCAAGCAUGGAGUACCUUUCAAAGUUCAGGUUGGAGGCCCCUUCACCCAAGGCCAUGGUCACGAGAACUGCACUCCGCAGUCUGAGCAUGCAAAAGGGCUUCAAUGACAAAUUUUGUUUUGGUGACAUUACUAUUCAUUUCAAAUACUUAAAGGAAGGAGAGUCAGACCACCACAUAGUUCCUAAUGUAGAGAAAGAAAAAGAGCUCCAUUUGGUUGAGGAAGUUUCUGCACUCCCUAAAGAGGAGCAUUUUGUGGGACAGAUGAGCUUGUCAGAAAAUAAACAUAGUUUCCAAGAUACUCAGUUCCAAAACCCAACGUGGUGUGAUUACUGUAAGAAGAAAGUAUGGACAAAAGCUGCUUCCCAGUGCAUGCUCUGUGCGUACGUGUGUCACAAGAAGUGUCAGGAGAAGUGUCUAGCUGAGACGCCUCUCUGUGGGGCAACCGAGAGGCGGAUAGACCGGACCCUGAGAAACCUCAGGCUGGAAGGGCAGGACCCACUGUUGGGCCUUCCUCCUCGUGUUGAGACAGAAGUGAGCAAGUCGGUCAAUAGAACAGCAGGGCUGACAAGGCACAUCAUCAAUACUAGCUCUCGUUUGCUAAAUCUGCGUCAAGUCUCUAAAACUCGCCUUUCUGAACCUGGAACAGAUCUUGUGGAACCAUCACCAAAACACACGCCCAAUACAUCAGACAAUGAAGGCAGCGACACAGAGGCCUGUGGUCCAAACAGCCCUUCCCAGCGAGGGAACAGUGCAGGGGUGAAGUUAGUGAGGAAGGAGGGGGGGCUGGAUGACAGUGUUUUCGUUGCAGUUAAAGAGAUCGGCCGUGACCUGUACAGAGGCUUGCCGACUGAGGAGAGGACCCAGAAGCUGGAGUUCAUGCUGGACAAGCUGCAGAAUGAAAUUGACCAGGAGCUGGAACACAACAACUCCCUUGUUAGGGAAGAAAAGGAAACAGCGGAUACAAGGAAACGGUCACUGCUUUCUGCUGCUUUGGCUAAAUCAGGAGAAAGACUACAAGCCCUGACCCUUCUGAUGAUCCACUACAGAGCAGGCAUUGAAGACGUUGAGACUCUAGAGAGCCUGUCUUUAGACCAGCACUCAAAGAAAAUAAGCAAGUACACUGAUGAGACAGAAGAAGACCUUGAUAGUGAAAUAAGCCAACUGAUAGACUCUCAGCCGUUCAGCAGCAUCUCAGAUGACUUGUUUGGCCCAUCUGAGUCUGUGUGACCAACAAGCCAUUUAGACUUUGAAAGGGUUGGGGACAAGUUGUAUGUGGAGUGCCACGGGCACAGCCACGUUCAGUUCUCGCACGGUGCGCUUCGGCCUCUACAGCUGCUUGUGUAA
Molecule: messenger RNA, 3768 nt
Organism: Acomys russatus (golden spiny mouse)
Lineage: Eukaryota; Metazoa; Chordata; Mammalia; Rodentia; Muridae
Gene: Pdzd8
Product: PDZ domain containing 8
Exons: 5
Coding region: 220-3651 (1143 amino acids)
Biological process (GO): mitochondrial calcium ion homeostasis
Cellular component (GO): mitochondria-associated endoplasmic reticulum membrane contact site
Molecular function (GO): protein binding; lipid binding
Source: RefSeq, a predicted model, not a curated record